AUGGCUGCCCCUCCCACGACGGGCCCUCCCACGGCGGGCCCUCCUAUGGCCGGCCCUCCCAUGGAUCCGGCGUUGUCCGCCGAGGACACCGCAUGGGUGGUGAUUACCGUAUCCGCGAUUACGAUGACAAUGGCGAUGCUGACGCUGGGCGCGCGAGUCUAUACGCGAGCGGUCAUUGUGAAGCAGUUUGGCGCCGACGACUACGGUGCCGUGGCAGCGGGUGUGUCGCUCCUGCUGUGCGGCAUCUUUGUGUGCUUGAACACCAAAAACGGCCUUGGCAAGCACAUGUGGACACUCUCGCCUCCAGAAAUCGUCGAGUACUUUCGGGUCAGCCGCCGUUCCCUUUACCCUCUUCCCUUCCCCACGUCCAUACUAACGCUUGCAUGGCAGUACUUUUUCCUGUCCCUUGUCUGGUACAACGUGACGCUCGUCAUCGUCAAGCUGUCCUUCCUCGCCCAGUACUACCGCGUCUUUUCUAUCCCCCGCAUCCGCCGCAUCAUCGUCGGCUUCAUGUUUGUCGUGGGUGCCUGGAGCCUGUCGCAGGUCUUCAUCACCAUCUGGGGCUGCGCGCCCGUGGCCAAGUUCUGGGACCAGGCGCUGCCGGGCCGCUGCCUGGCCCUCUUCCCGCAGAUGUACAUCAACGCCGCCGGCAACAUUGCCAGCGACGUGGCCAUCUUUUGCCUGCCCAUCCCCAUCCUCAAGAGCCUCAACCUCCGCCGCCAGCAAAAGGUGCUGGUCAUGGCCAUCUUCGGCCUCGGCUUCUUCACCUGCGCCAUCUCCGUCGUCCGCAUCAAGUACCUCCAGCAGGCCGCCGACCUCAGCUGGCAGAACGUCGCCGCCUCCUGCUGGUCCGUCGGCGAGCUGUCUUCGGCCGUCACUUGCCUGUGCCUGCCCACGCUCAAGCCGCUCGUCCAGCAGGUGCUCCCGCACCUCGUGGGCGGCUCGUCGUCGGGCAAGUCGUCUGGUCACAGCGGCCACUCCGGCCCUGACGGCAGCGCAGGCGCCGUCCACGGCCACUCGUCCCGCGGCUACCGCAAGCACAGCGAGGGCGGCGGCAGCAGCAUCACGGCGUCGCAGACCACCGACAGCCAGGAGGCCGUCCGGAACAGCCGCCGCGUGAGCCGGUCGGGCGCCGGCGCCCUCACGACGACCAUGACGACCGAGAGCCAGGAUGAGCUGUACCGCGUCGACGACAUGGAGCUGAGCGUCAGCAGCAGCCACGGCAGCUUCGGUCCUGAAGGAAAGGGGAGCGAUGACAUCGAGGCCACCGCAGGCAGCCGCCACCCGCAUCACGGUGUCGGCGUCGGCGCCGAGUCUGACCGCACCGCCGACACGGCCCCAACGACGCCCGUGUCCGACCGCCGCGACACCCUGCUCGGCCUGCGGACGACGGUGCGCACAGACAUUGGGGCCACCCCGAGCCAGAUCCCGGUCCCCUUGUUCGGCGACAGCCGCGGGACGCACCAGCAGAUCCAGGUCACGCGGGACGUCACGACACGGUCGAUGCCGCGCCGGCUGUGA
Molecule: messenger RNA, 1521 nt
Organism: Sporothrix schenckii 1099-18
Lineage: Eukaryota; Fungi; Ascomycota; Sordariomycetes; Ophiostomatales; Ophiostomataceae
Exons: 2
Coding region: 1-1521 (506 amino acids)
Source: RefSeq, a predicted model, not a curated record